Molecule: messenger RNA, 706 nt
Organism: Nezara viridula (southern green stink bug)
Lineage: Eukaryota; Metazoa; Arthropoda; Insecta; Hemiptera; Pentatomidae
Source: the annotation of a GenBank genome assembly
CUUGCUUUCUACAGCUGUUCAGAUUUAACGGUUCUCUGUGAUGUUUAAGUUGCCGGUUCGUUCCUUUUAUAAUAGUACUAAACUUCAUAAAAAAAUCCCUAUCAAUUUGAAAGGAAAAAGUAAAAGCUCUCAGGAGUGGUUAAUUAGGCAACUUAAAGAUCCCUAUGUUGAAAAUGCGAGAAUAAAAAAUUAUAGAAGCAGGAGUGCAUUUAAACUAUUAGAAAUUGAUGCAAAGCAUAAAAUAUUGUGCCCGGGACAGUGUGUGAUUGAUUGUGGAGCUGCUCCUGGGGGAUGGACACAAGUAGCUGUUGAAAAGACAAAUGCUGCAUUAGCAGAUAAACACGCGGAACAAGGAUUUGUUGUUGGAAUUGACCGACUCCAAAUAUUUCCUAUUGAAGGUGCAGUCUUGUUGAGCGGAUGUGAUUUCAGGGAAAAAUCAUCCCAUGAAAAGUUGCAUGAUGCACUGCAAGGUAGAAAAGUUGAUGUUGUUUUGAGUGAUAUGGCUCCAAACGCAACUGGCAUAAAAACAAUGGAUCAUGAUGCUAUUGUUUCAUUAGCUUAUGAGUUUAUAAGGUUAGAAUUUUUUUAAAUUUUGGAAUAAGCUAAUAAAUAAAAUAAGUCAGAUGCACUGAAUGUGAAGUAGAAGGUCACGAUUUUCCUCUGCAUUUUAUGUUUGGAUUUAUUUGGUUUAUCUUGUUUUACUUAA